Daucus carota subsp. sativus is the source of this 1039-nucleotide messenger RNA. RefSeq lists its product as uncharacterized. Bases 80 to 754 code for a protein of 224 amino acids. The transcript is spliced from 2 exons. The record is from RefSeq and is a predicted model, not a curated record. NCBI's taxonomy places the organism in Eukaryota, Viridiplantae, Streptophyta, Magnoliopsida, Apiales, Apiaceae.
GUUAAGGAAGCCCACAAAGCAUUAAGCCACCCUAUAUCAACAACCCAAACCAAACUCAACCCAACCCAUUUGUACUAACAUGCGCCAUCCCCACCACCACCACCUCUCCUCCUCCUUGACCACCACCACCACCACCAUGCCCAGACACCCAUCAAACCCUAACCCUAAUAAUCUCCCCCCAUCAUCCUCACCCUGCCACCACCACUCAUCUUCAAACAUUGGUGACGUCAUCAUCCUAAUCCUAGCUCUUUUCUCAGGCACUUUCUUGAUCUCAUCUUACUUAUCUUACAUCGUUCACUCUGUUUCUUUAUUAAUCCCGAUAAUAUCGCCUACCCUUUAUGCCCUUGACUUUUCUCUGUCUAUUUACUAUGUUUCCUUCACCCUUUUCUUUGUUUCUACUGUUGUGGUUUUUAAUAUGUGUUUUGGGUCGAGAAAGUGCAAGAGAGUGGGCUGUAAGGGCUUGAAGAAGGCCUUGGAGUUUGAUUUGCAGCUGCAGAAUGAGGAGUGUUUGAGAUUGGAUGGGAAGGGGGUGAGGGAAGUUGAUUUGUUGCCUUGGAAAGGUGGGAAAGAAAGCAACCCUGAUUAUGAAUGCUUGAGGGGGGAGUUGAGGAAGAUGGCGCCGCCUAACGGACGGGCUGUUUUGAUUUUCCGGGAUAAGUGUGGAUGCCCGGUUGCUAAGCUGGAAGGCUGGAGUGUUAAACGUGGAAGGAAGCACAAAAAAAGUAUAACAUUCAACGGAGGCGAUCAUCGCUGACUGCCAAUGAUGGAGCCGUUAUAUCUCAUCUGUCUUCUUGUCCAAUUAUGCCUGGUGUUUGAGGGAGGUGAGGACACAGCUCCAUACAAUGUUCAUUUAGUAAACCUUCUCAGAAGUUUGAAGACAUUAUUUUGUUUUCACAAUUGUUCUGAAAUUAUAUGGUAUACAAAAUAGAACAAAACAGAAUAAGUAAUCAGAGCAAAGAUACACUAGGAGAUUUGUACUUUGGUUUGAUAUUAUACAUUUAGCUUUUAAUGGGAAAAGUGGCACUGCUUUUACUUUUCA